Molecule: messenger RNA, 279 nt
Organism: Protopolystoma xenopodis
Lineage: Eukaryota; Metazoa; Platyhelminthes; Monogenea; Polystomatidea; Polystomatidae
Source: the annotation of a GenBank genome assembly
AUGGGCGGAUUUUGUGGGUACUUAGCAACAAUGAGUGGACUGGCAGGUGGUGCAGAUGCUGCUUACAUUUUUGAGGAGGCCUUUACAAUCGAUGAUCUCCGCGAAGAUGUGGUUCACUUACGUGCCAAGAUCGCUGAUAACGUUCAACGUGGCCUUGUGCUGCGCGCAGAGAAUGCCAACAAGAAUUAUACUACCCAGUUCAUCCAUAGCCUUUAUACGGAGGAGGGGAAGGGGAUUUUCGACUGCAGGUCAGUAUCACUUAGUAGAUGUUUUUGUUAA